Molecule: messenger RNA, 4464 nt
Organism: Echinops telfairi (small Madagascar hedgehog)
Lineage: Eukaryota; Metazoa; Chordata; Mammalia; Afrosoricida; Tenrecidae
Gene: NCAPG2
Product: non-SMC condensin II complex subunit G2
Exons: 28
Coding region: 138-3563 (1141 amino acids)
Biological process (GO): mitotic sister chromatid segregation
Cellular component (GO): nucleus; condensin complex
Source: RefSeq, a predicted model, not a curated record
GGGAGUCAAGGCAAAAAAGCAUUGAGCCAUCAAACCACAUCCUGAGGGGAAAGGAGACCGGGAGGAGGUCUCGGACUGGACCAGCAGAGCCGUAGGGUCCCAGGAUAAUUGUCAUGUGAAAAACAGUUUCAUCUGCCAUGGAAAAGCGGGAGGCAUUUGUACAGGCGGUGUCUAAGGAGUGUGCUGAAGACUUUUUGCAGUUUGUUCAGCUUCACAAAGAUGCUUCUGACCCUUUCAAUCUGAAUGAAUUAUUGGAUGCAUUAUCAAGGAAACAGAAAGAAGAACUAUGGGAAAGGCUCAAGAAUUUAUUGACCGAUAUAUUGUUAGAAAGCCCAGUAGAUGGGUGGCAGAUAGUAGAAAUCAAGAGAGAAGAUGAUAUGGAAAUAGAACAUGAUUUGGAAAUGAAGAAAAACAUUGAAGUAAUUCAUGCAAUUACAUCUGUGGUUAUUACUUGUAUAUCAGUAAUAAAUGAAAAUGAGAACUAUGAAGCCUUACUAGAAUGUGCUACUAUAUUAAAUGGUAUUUUAUAUGCAUUGCCUAAAUCUGAACGAAAACUAUGGAGUUCCAUUCAGGAUUUGUGUGUUACUUGGUGGGAGAAAGACCUGUCUGGCAAAGAAGAAAUGGGAAAAACUGCCUUUAUCAUGUUAUUAAGGAAGAGUCUUGAGACUAAAACAGGUGCAGACAUAUGCAGGCUUUGGCAUAUCCACGAAGCUUUAUAUUGCUUUGAUUAUGAUUUGGAGGAAAGUAGAGAAAUUAAAGAUAUGCUACUUGAGUGCUUUAUAAGUGUUAAUUACAUCAAGAAAGAAGAGGGAAGAAGAUUUCUUAGUUCUCUCUUCAAUUGGAAUGUAAACUUUAUAAAAAUGAUCCAUGGGACCAUUAAAAACCAGUUACAGGGAUUACAAAAAUCGUUGAUGGUGCAUAUUGCGGAAAUCUAUUUCAGAGCUUGGCAAAAGGCUUCAGGGAAAAUACAGGAGACAAUUGAGAAUGGUUGCAUUCAAGACUUCAUGUAUCAUGGAAUCAAUCUUAGAAGGACGUCUCCAGUACAUUCAAAAGUACGGGAGGUGCUAAGUUAUUUUCACCAUCAAAAGAGUGUGCGACAGGGAGUGGAAGAGAUGCUUUAUAGAUUAUAUAAACCCAUCCUGUGGAGAGGAUUAAAGGCACGAAAUUCUGAAGUUCGAUCAAAUGCUGCACUGUUAUUUGUUGAAGCAUUUCCUAUUAGGGAUCCAAACUUUAGUGCUGCUGAGAUGGAUAGUGAAAUCCAGAGACAGUUUGAAGAACUCUAUAGUCUUUUAGAAGAUCCUUAUCCAGUGGUCCGUUCCACCGGGAUCCUGGGGGUAUGUAAGAUAACUUCCAAAUACUGGGAAAUGAUGCCUCCAACCAUUCUUAUUGAUCUUCUAAAGAAAGUAACAGGGGAACUAGCGUUUGAUACAAGCUCAGCUGACGUCCGUUGCUCUGUCUUUAAGUGUCUGCCAUUACUUUUGGAUAAUAAGCUAAGCCACCCAUUAGUAGAACAGCUUUUGCCGACACUAGCAUGCAGUCUCCAUGACAAUUCUGAGAAAGUAAGAGUGGCUUUUAUUGAUAUGCUGCUGAAAGUUAAAGCUGUGAGGGCUGCGAAGUUUUGGAAAAUAUGCCCUAUGAAACAUAUUUUGGUUCGCCUGGAAAGUGAUUCUCGGCCAGUGGUCCGGCGCCUGGUGAACCUCAUCUUCAAUUCUUUCCUGCCUGUGAAUCAGCCAGAGGAAGUGUGGUGUGAGCGCUGUGUCGCGCUGAUCCAGAUGAACCACGCCGCGGCCAGGAGGUUCUACCAGUAUGCCUACGAACACACUGCCUGCACAAACAUAGCAAAGCUGAUUCAUGUUAUUCGUCGUUGCUUAAAUGCCUGCAUCCACAAAGCUCUGAGAGAGGAUCAAGAAGAUGAAGAAGAACGGGAAAAGGAGAAUGCCAGUGUUCUGGACCAAACACUAUCAGUAAAUGAUGCUGCAUCCAUGGCAGGUUUAUUGGAAAUCGUUGUAAUUCUCUGGAAAAGCAUUACUAGAAGUAUGGAAAAUAACAAAGAUGCUAAAGUUUACACCAUUGACAAGUUUGCCGCUGCGCUUCCACAGUAUCUUAAAGCAUUCACGGAUGAUCGCUGUAAGACUCCUUUAAUUAUACUAUUGUCCUUCAUGCCACCUUCUGCUGUCCCUCCCUUCAGCUGUGGUGUUAUUUCCACAUUAAGAAAUCAGGAAGAAGGAGCCAUGGAUAAGAACUAUUGUACUUUGUUAGAUUGUCUUUGCUCCUGGGGACAAGUGGGGCAUAUUCUGGAGCUACUCUACGAUUGGUUGCCAGAGGAACAGCCCCAAAGCAAGAGAAAUUCAGCAUCAAAAUGUAAAGUACAAAUUCAUGAUACACACCCAAUAAAGCCUGAAUUAGCCUUGAUAUACAUAGAAUAUUUGUUGACUCAUUCAAAGAAUCGUGAGUGCCUGCUAUCUGCUCCCCAAAAGAAACUUAACCAUCUUUUGAAAGCACUUGACACAUCAAAGACCGACCUAGAAUCCAUUUUGCUGUCAUCCGGUAAAAAACCUCGUAACUUCAAUCAAACAACAGCCCUGCAAGCCUUCAGUCUCUACUGUCGAUUAAGUAUUCAUCUUCAUCACAAGUUUUGCUCAGAAGAAAAAGUGUAUCUAUCCAUUUUGGAAGACACUGGAUUUUGGUUAGAAAGCAAAAUUUUAACUUUUAUCCAAGAUCAAGAAGAAGACUAUUUGAAGCUUCAUAGAGUCAUUUAUCAGCAAAUCAUCCAGACCUAUCUGACAGUAUGUAAAGAUAUUGUGAUGGUUGGACUGGGUGAUUAUAAGUUUCAGUUGCAUCUUUUACAGCAAAGUCUUAAAAUCAUGGAAACAGUGAAGGGAUUUUUUUACGUUUCAUUACUUCUUGGCAUUCUAAAAGAGGUAACUGGAAGAAGAUCUUUAAUUCAAAAAUCAGAUUCAAAUGAAGACAUUGCAACUCUGUUUGACACAGUCCAGAAAGUAUUCCAGACUAUGUUGGAAUGUAUUGCACGGGGCUUCAAGAAACAACCAGAGGAAGGCAUCCGGUUACUUUAUUCUGUUCAAACACCUCUGCAUGAGUUUAUAACAACCGUUCAGUUUUGGCACAUGGAUACGCCUCUUCACAAGGGAGUGCUUUCUACGUUGAUUGCUGCACAGGUGGUGGAGAUAAGUCAUAAACUACGAAAGGCUUCGGAUAUAGACGAGCUUACUCUACCAGAGUGUCUUGCAGACCUUCCACCGUUUUCAAGAUGUUUAACAGGAAUAAUAAUAAAGACUUCCAAUGUGGUCAGGUCAUUCUUAGAUGAACUAAAGACAUGUGUUACUUCUGAUGAUAUUGAUAACAUUGUGUGUCUUACAGCUGUUGUGCAUAUUAUUUUGGUGAUUAAUAAAGGUAAAUAUAAGAGUUUAAAAGUAAAGGAGGUGGGAGCCGUUGUUCAGAAAAAACUAAAGACGUUCAUGGAAAUAACUUUGCAAGAGGAUAGCUCUGAAAGAUUUCUGUAUGAAUCAUCUACGAAAACAUUGGGCGAACUUUUGAAUUCAUGACCAAGUUAACAUCUCUGGACACGUAGAGCUAGAGGAAAAGGACUUAAAGAAAAUAUUUGACAUCACUUUUAUUUUCCCAGUGUAUUUAAUACCAUGCCCCACAGGGAAGGGUGGGUAGGACUUUUUGGCAGGGGUUGGGGAGGGAAGUUCAAGUAGAAAAUCCAAGAGUUUUUUAAAAUUGCCUGGUACCCACAUAAGUGAUAUAUUUAAUGUAUAAGGUCCCAGGUAAGUUUCCAUGAUGCAGAAAUUAAAAGUGCAAAAAUAGGGAAAAGGACAGAUUUUCCUACGAAGCCAUAUAUCUGUAUAUGUAUAUCUUCCAAAGGUUUGAGAAAAAAACGGAAUUUGAAAUAAUGAACGUUUUCUCUGAUGUUUUUGAAAUCCCCAUAUAUGUUGUUUGAAACUGUAAGUAAUAAAGCGAGUUUGUAUUUUAUAAUAAAAUAUUAAUAAGUGUUUUCCACUUUAAAGGCAGCGAUUGAUUUCUUAGAUAAAUGCCAUCUCUGUGAAGCCAUCUGUGAACAAAGAGACCGAAGGGAUCGCAAAGCUAGAGUAACUGAUGCUAGGUGUGCACGAGAGAGCGCACCGAUGGCUGUCAGUUCUUCCCGUAAGGAACAGCAUGGAAGGAGUCUCCUUUGUUUAAAUGAUGUUUUACUACAUUCAAACUUGGGUCCUAUGACUCUGAAUGUGAGUAGCAAAGAAAUUUAAGUAAUUUAGCCUGAAGUGUUUCUCUGCUGUUUUGUAUUUUCUCUCUAAGAGCCAUCACAGUUAGAGGGAAACGUGUCAGAGGAAAGUGUGCCUGGGCUUUUUUCUUUGAAUGUCCCUGACUCCCUUGCACCCACCCUGUUUACCUGUCAGAUUGUGUAGUUUUGGGGCCCUGGUAGUCAGCGUCCAUAGCAGAUGGAAA